AUUAGCGGCGGAUGUGUGUCUUUGACUGACUGUUCUGCCUCUGUCGUUCUUUCCGUCUUACGACCAUCUACUCUGAUAACGUUUGUUACCUACAGUCGUACAGAACUUAGCACAUCGUCAGAACUUCUUUGUGUCCGUUUGUAUCUUUUUGGGCUAGCGUUCGGUGAUCAUUUCCUUUCAAGCGAGCUUCGCAACACUUUCUCGCGGUCAACUCACGGAAGCCUGUCUCUGUGUUCACACACCGAACUCUUCGCUCUGGGAAAGAUCCAGUCGGAACAGCACAAACGCUCGUGACGGCAGUGUGUGCAUACUUAACCAUCACCUAAUUCGCAUGCACCGAUGGCUAUUGACAUCUUGAUUGUUGGUGCAGGUCUUAGUGGACUUGCCUCCGCUUUUGCCUUGCAGAGAGCCGGUCACCGUGUUACGGUCGUAGAAAGGAGAGAUAUUUCGCUAGGAUGGACAGGGGGCGGUGGUUGUCGGUUACCACCCAAUUUAGUGAAGAUUCUCCGUCGGUGGGGGAUGAGCGAACAGCUUGCUCAACGUGCACUCCCUCUGGAUGUGCUCCAUAUGCUUCGAUUUGAGACUGGGGAAUCUCUUGGAGAGCACGUAUGGGCCGAGGAAAUGUUGCGAGAAGCAGAGGGGGAUUAUGAAUUGAUCCACUAUCACGACCUGUGGGACAUAUUUCAUGAAGCUGUACUCGAUGCAGGGAUAAAGGUACACUCCGGCGUAGAGGUCGCUUCUAUCGACCUCGAGAAGAGGAUUGCCACUCUAGCAGACGGUUCCAUCUUGUCCGCUGAUUUAUUCAUUGGCGCCGAUGGCACCAGAGGCAUAACUCGAAAAUUGCUAUCCGACGGGAUAGAGAAGACCCCAGUCAACGGGUGCACGAUGUACGAGGCGACCGUUCCGAGUGAAAGCAUACGAAAUGUCCCUGAGCUGAGCAGUCUGGGGCUUGGUCCAAAGGAUCCGAAUAAAAUUAUGCUAUUCCUUGGCGAGGGACACUGUAUGCAUUUCUUCCCCAUCCGAGGACGCAAGGAGUUCGCCAUUCAGCUGUGUAUAGCGUACAAUGAGAACGAGACAGAGCCAAAUGGAACGUGGGGCGACGCUGCGUCAGUAUCGCUUUUGGACGUCUUGCCUCGAGUGGUCGAACCAAGAAUACGCAAGUUGGCGGAGUAUGCUCGUUUAGCAACACGGAUUCGUUCGGAGAACACCAAGCUUUCGACGUGGGUACAUGAGAGUCAACGGCUACUUGUGAUCGGGGAGAGCGCGCAUCCAUUUCCAUUCACCAUGACGUCUCUUUUAAUUCAGCCUGGUGCACAACAAGGGUCCGCACUGGCCGUGGAAGAUGCUGCCGUACUAGGGAAGCUUUUUACGUACCUAGUAAAGGAGGAGCAGAUCGGCAACUUCCUUUGGGCGAUCGAGGAGCUUCGACAAGGUCGAUGUGACAAGUGUCUACAAGAGGAGUACGAGCUAUAUCGUUUCCUCACUUUUCCGCCAGGGCCAGAACAAAUAGUACGAGACGAGGACAUGCGUGAAAAGUACCUCAGUGGACGCAAGGAUUUGCGCGUUGGAGACGAUGUCGCCGCGAAGCAGUGGGAGGAACUGCGGACAGUGUAUGCAUAUGAUUGCGAAGACGAGGCCGACAAUUGGUGGAUAGAGUGGGGUCUUCUUCGAGAGCGUGCGCGCGAGCGGAACGAAUUCUAUACCAACGAUGCCUAGAGUGAUAUCCCCCACAUUCCCCAUUUAUGCUAACGAAGCUCCAUACUGCCACCAUCUUCAUGCAUCCAUCUUCUUUUCCCCGUUCAUGUCUCAUCAUGACUGUUUGUCUUCCAUUCCCAUUCUCCAUUCUCCAUCUUGCUUUGCUUUGCCAGUGCUCACUCAUUGCUACUCCACGUCGUCUCGGGACUCUCUCUUACGAACCACCGCUUGUAUUCUUUUACCUAGCAUCUGACUUUUUCUGAUGUUGUAUCUCUCGCUGUUCGUCUGGCAGACUAGGUAGAGAAACGUUAGGCAGGUCCAUGCCAUAGUGCGUAGCAACCUGCAUGCCCCAAAAUUGAUCGCAUAGAUAAUACCCCUAUCGUUUUGGUUGGAACGGACUGGGACGCCUUUUUAAUAUCAACACAUUUUUCUCACU
Messenger RNA from Somion occarium, 2131 nucleotides. The record is from the annotation of a GenBank genome assembly. NCBI's taxonomy places the organism in Eukaryota, Fungi, Basidiomycota, Agaricomycetes, Polyporales, Cerrenaceae.